Messenger RNA from Sycon ciliatum, 810 nucleotides. RefSeq lists its product as uncharacterized. The transcript has a single exon. The record is from RefSeq and is a predicted model, not a curated record. Lineage: Eukaryota; Metazoa; Porifera; Calcarea; Leucosolenida; Sycettidae. Bases 1 to 810 code for a protein of 269 amino acids.
AUGUAUCUACAGGUUGAAGUCAGAAAAUCAGAUCGGCCAUAUCUGAGAUUCCUGUGGAAUACAGACUCGCAGUCGGCUCCAGACGUGUACGAAUUCAACCGGGUGGUAUUCGGUCUGAACUGCUCCCCGUUCUUAGCGCAACUGGUCGCGCGAGAGCACGCUAAGACACUAGAUCCAGAAUUCGCCCGUGCAGCCGAGAUGAUGCUCGAAUCAACUUACAUGGACGACGGUAUGGACUCAGUCUCUACGAUUUCCGAGGGUGUGGCCCUGUACAAGAGUGUGACAGCAGCAUGGAAGGGAGCAGGCAUGGCAGUGAGGAAGUGGCUGUCGAAUGCUCCGGAGCUGUUGGGUCACAUACCCAGAGAAGAUCAGGCAACGCAACUCAGCCUGAACGGAGACGGCCCAUCCCAGAUUAAGACUCUAGGGAUCAGUUGGUUGAGCGACAGCGUCAUGUUCAGCUUUCAGGCUGUCAUACCACCUGACGAUAUGAUGAUGACGAAGAGUAACAUCCUCCGAAAGAUCGCGACGAUCUUCGACCCGCUAGGAUUUCUGGCACCAGUGAUCAUCCGUGCCAAGAUACUGAUGCAAGAGAUCUGGGCUAGCGGUGCAACUUGGGACAAAGUGCUUCCCGUCGAACUGAGCUCACGUUGUAGACAGUGGUUCCAGGAUCUCCUUGCACUGAGCUCAAUUCAAGUGCCACGCUGCUUGCAGGCCAUUGAAGGCGCUACACCGCAAGAUGUCGAGCUUCACGUAUUUGAGCCGUCAGAUGCAAAAAGGUACCUUAUGACAUUUUUGGCCAAAUCGAGUUAA